Messenger RNA from Pseudopipra pipra, 780 nucleotides. Its product is annotated as collagen alpha-4(IV) chain-like. The record is from RefSeq and is a predicted model, not a curated record. Lineage: Eukaryota; Metazoa; Chordata; Aves; Passeriformes; Pipridae.
GGUCAUCAGGGGUCACCAGGGUCAUCAGGGGAGCCAAGGGGUCAGCAGGGGGUCCAAGGGUUACCAGGGGGUCCCAGAGGUCGUCAGGGGUCACCAGGGUCAUCAGGAGAGCCAAGGGGUCAUCAGGGGGUCCCAGAGGUCAUCAGGGGUCACCAGGGUCAUCAGGGGAGCCAAGGGGUCAGCAGGGGGGCACAGAGGUUACUGGGGGGUCCCAGGGGUCAGCAGGGAGUCCCAGGGGUCAUCAGGGGUCACCAGGGUCAUCAGGAGAGCCAAGGGGUCAGCAGGGGGUCCCAGGGGUCAUCAGGGGGUCCCAGAGGUCAUCAGGGGUCACUAGGGUCAUCGGGGGAGCCAAGGGGUCAGCGGGGGGCACAGAGGUUACCGGGGGGUCCCAGGGGUCACCAGGGUCACUGGGGGUCACCAGGGUCAUCAGGGGAGCCAAGGGGUCAGCAGGGGGUCACAGGGGUUACCGGGGGGUCCCAGGGGUCAGCAGGGAGUCCCAGAGGUCAUCAGGGGUCACCAGGGUCAUCAGGGGAGCUAAGGGGUCAACAGGGGGUCCCAGGGGUCAUCAGGGGUCACCAGGGGAUCCAGGAGGUCACCAGGGGGUCCCCAAGGGUCCCUGGGGGUCCCACAGUCCCCAGCAGGUCCCCAAGCAUCCAUGAGGGUCCCCAGCAGGUCCCCAAGGGUCCAGGGGGGUCCCCAAGGGUCCAUGGGGGUCCCAGGGUCAUCAGGGGGUCCCCAAGGGUCUAUGGGGGUCCCCAGCAGGUCCCCAAGGGUCCAUGA